Messenger RNA from Hermetia illucens (black soldier fly), 1346 nucleotides. It is a transcript of the gene Sirt6, whose product is annotated as NAD-dependent protein deacetylase Sirt6. The coding region runs from base 240 to 1292 and encodes 350 amino acids. The record is from RefSeq and is a predicted model, not a curated record. The transcript has 6 exons. Lineage: Eukaryota; Metazoa; Arthropoda; Insecta; Diptera; Stratiomyidae. Gene Ontology annotation, molecular function: NAD+ binding.
CAGCUCUUUCCAAUUGUUUUUAGGUGUUUACCCGAAAGUUCAUUAGUGGUAGUAAUGUUUAUGAAUUUCUGGCACUUGAUAGCUUAGAUCCGAGUAGACCCUAAAGUGUUGUUUCCAACAUAUAAUUCGUAGUGGAAGAAUUUUUGAUGUUUCCGAUUUGAAAUAAACUUUAUUCGGAGUGACUACAUCAAUUGUCCUAUCGCGUUUUCUGAAUAUAACAGCCGAAGAGGAGAGAUAACAUGUCAUGCAACUAUGCCGAUGGCUUGUCGCCCUAUGAGCAUAAAGGAGUGCUUGGUUUGCCAGAGAAAUUGGAUGACGAAGAAACGAUAGAACGUAAUUGUGAACUGUUAGCGAAAUGGAUUCAGGAAUCAAAACAUGUUGUUGUUCAUACUGGAGCGGGUAUAAGUACCUGUGCAGGCAUACCAGACUUCCGGGGACCCAACGGCGUUUGGACGCUAGAAGAAAAAGGUGAGAAACCAAACAUAAACAUAUCAUUCAACGACGCCGUACCGACAAAGACGCAUAUGGCCUUAAAAGCGCUUGUGGAAAAAGGUUACGUCCAUCACAUAAUCAGUCAGAACAUUGACGGGUUGCAUUUAAAGUCGGGUUUGUCGCGGAAAUAUAUAUCAGAGCUGCAUGGAAAUAUGUUCAUAGAGCAAUGCAACAAAUGUCGCAGGCAAUAUGUUUGUAACAAGCCAGCACCUACGGUUGGUCAAAAACUUACUGGAGGGGCUUGCAGAGGUGGAAAAAAUGCACGUCCAUGCCGUGGCGGGAUGCUAAUAGAUAACAUUCUGGACUGGGAACAUGAUUUACCUGACAGGGACCUAGAUUUGGCAUUCAUCCAUUCAACAUUAGCAGAUUUGAACAUAACUCUGGGAACUACAUUGCAAAUUGUUCCGAGUGGGAAUCUACCUCUGAAAAAUAAAAAGUUGGGUGGAAAAUUGGUGAUAUGCAACCUUCAACCAACGAAACAUGAUAAAAAGGCGGACUUGAAAAUUUCAAUGUACGUAGAUGACUUGAUGACGAAAGUUCUGAAACGACUGGGGAUUGAAUUACCCGAAUAUAAUGUGGAAGUCGAUCCAACAAAACAAGAACAGACCAACUUUGAGUGGACAAUACCUCCCGAAGAUGUAAAAGAAAUGGAUAAGAUAUAUUCUGCCAGGAUGAAGGAAAGACCUAAGAAAAGAGGAAAGAAUGGAUAUUACCCUAUUUGCAAUAGUAAAUUAAUGAAAAAGGAUUUUAAAGCAAAAAGUGAGAAAAAUGAGUGUACGAAAGAGGAGGAGAGUAAAUAAAAUGAGCUGCCAUCAUCUGUCGAAUAUGUUUUCAGACAUCUUCAAUUAAAUUUU